This is a messenger RNA of Arachis duranensis, 2820 nucleotides long. RefSeq names its product exocyst complex component SEC15A. NCBI's taxonomy places the organism in Eukaryota, Viridiplantae, Streptophyta, Magnoliopsida, Fabales, Fabaceae. Gene Ontology annotation, biological process: intracellular protein transport; Golgi to plasma membrane transport; exocytosis. The coding region runs from base 288 to 2660 and encodes 790 amino acids. The transcript is spliced from 2 exons. The record is from RefSeq and is a predicted model, not a curated record. Gene Ontology annotation, cellular component: exocyst; membrane.
GUGUUGUAUUGUUCCGUUAAGGCGUUCGGCACUUCGGCAGAAGGCUUAAUAAGAAUAAGUAUGAAACAAUGGAACACACUAAUGCCACUGCUGUCCCUGGGAAUUCUCGUCUCCCCAACAAGAACACACAACACCCAAUUUUGAAUCCCAUUCCUUAAUAUUAUUCUCAAUCAUCCCCCUUUCUCUUCUGCUUCUGCUUCCGCUUCCAUUUUUCAAUUUCAUGCUGAUCUCUUUCGUACUCUUUCUGCUCCGGAUCUCUCGCGUACCCCAGUUCCAAGGAUUUUGUGAUGAUGGAUUUAAAAACAAAGAGGAGAACUAUUACAGACAAUGGUGAUGGAGGGGAUGAUUUAGUCCUUGCUAAUUUGAUUGCAAAUGGGGAUGAGGUAGGUCCUCUUGUCAGGCUCGCCUUUGAAACAGGGCGGCCACAAGGGCUCCUUCACCAGCUGAGUUAUGUGGUUAAGAAAAAAGAAGCUGAGAUCGAGGAGCUGUGCAAAACCCACUACGAGGAUUUCAUCCUUGCGGUUGAUGAGCUUCGAGGUGUGUUGGUUGAUGCAGAGGAGCUAAAGGGCGAGCUGCAAAGCGACAAUUUGAAGUUGCAGCAGGUUGGCAGCACCCUUCUAGUGAAGCUUGAGGAGCUUCUUGAGUCUUAUUCUGUUAAGAAGAAUCUGACCGAAGCUAUAAAAAUGUCAAAGAAAUGUAUGGAGGUGUUGGAGGUAUGUGUCAAGUGUAACAGUCACAUUUCUCAAGGCCAGUUUUAUCUUGCAUUGAAAUAUGUCAACUUGCUUGAGAAAAGUUACUUGCAGGAUAUUCCUGUAGACUCUCUCAAAAUGGUCAUUAAGAAGAGAAUUCCGAUAAUAAAAUUGCACAUUGAGAAGAAAGUAUGCAAUCAGGUUAAUGAAUGGAUGGUUCACAUAAGGAGUUCUGCUAAAACUAUAGGGCAAACGGCUAUUGGUCGUACUGCAACUGUUCGUCAGAGGGACAUGGAAAUGCUGGAACAGCAGAGGAUGGCCGAGGAGCAGAAUGUUUCGGGAGUAGGGGAUCUAGCUUAUACUUUGGAUGUAGAAGAUAUUGAAGAAGAUUCCAACUUCAAGUUUGAUCUUUCACCUCUCUAUCGUGCUUAUCAUAUUCAUGAUCAUCUGGGUAUCAGAGCGCGGUUUUGUGAAUAUUACUACACUAAUAGACUGUUACAAUUGAAUUCAGACCUGGAGUUAUCUAUGGCACAACCUUUUGUUGAAUCAUACCAGACAUAUUUUGCUCAAAUAGCCGGAUUCUUUAUAGUGGAGGAUAGAGUCCUGAGAACGACUGGGGGGCUUCUGACAGUUGAUCAGGUUGACACAAUGUGGGAGACAGCUGUGACUAAAAUGACAUCUGUGUUGGAGGAAAAGUUCUCCCUUAUGGACUCUGCCACUCAUCUUCUCCUAGUGAAGGAUUACGUCGUUCUCUUUGGGUUUACUCUCAGACAAUGUGGACGUGAGAUCGGCACACUUCUUGAUAUGCUCGAUAGCAACCAUGACAAAUACCACCUUCUUCUUUUGGAAGAAUGUCGGAAACAAUUUGUUGAUGGUCUGGACAAUGACUCAUAUGAGCAACUGGUGAUAAAGAAGGAAACUGACUAUGAGAGUAGUGUUUUGUCGUUUAAUCUUCAGACUUCAGACAUCAUGCCUUCUUUUCCAUAUGCUGCACCGUUCUCCUCCAUGGUACCCGAUGCUUGUCGCAUUGUAAGAUCCUUUAUCAAAGGCUCUGUUGAUUACUUGUCUGAUUGUACGCAUACAAAUCUCUUUGAUGUUGUGAGGAACUAUUUGGAUAAGUUCCUGAUUGAUGUAUUGAAUGGAACAUUACUCAAUACUAUCAACAGUGGCAAGAUAAGUGUACCUCACGCCAUGCAGAUUGCUGCAAAUAUAGCUGUUCUUGAAAGAGCUUGCGAUUUUUUCCUUCGUCAUGCGGCUCAACUGUGUGGCAUCCCAUUCCAAUCAGUUGAAAGGCUUCAAGCUACUUUGACAUCAAAGUUGGUCCUGAAGACGACAAGAGAAGCAGCUUAUAUUGCUGUGCAGAGUUUGGUAGACUCCAAAAUUGACGAGUUUAUGUCUCUUAGUGAAAGAGUCAAUUGGACUUCUGAGGAGACAAAUCAGAAUGGGAAUGGCUACAUGAAUGAAGCUAUCAAUUACCUCGAGUAUGUUCUAUCCACCGCGCAGCAAAUUCUAUCCAUGGAUGCUAUGUACAAAGUUGGGGUUGGUGCUUUUGAGCAUAUUUCCAAUUCCAUUGUGGCUGCUUUCUCUAGUGAUGCCGUCAAAAGGUUUAAUGCAAACGCAGUCAUGAACAUAGAGAAUGACCUCCAGAUCAUAGAGAAUUUUGCAGAAGAAAAGUUCUAUUCUCUUGGUUUAGGUGAAAUUUACGCUGAAGCUAGUUUUAAGAGCUGCUUGAUUGAAGCACGGCAAUUGAUUAAUCUUUUGCUAAGUAGUCAACCAGAGAACUUCAUGAACCCUGAUGUGAGGGAGAAGAGUUACUAUGCACUGGAUUAUAAGAAGGUGGCUGCUAUUUGUGACAAAUUCAAAGAUUCUCCAGAUAGAAUCUUUGGGAGCCUUUCAAGUAAAAAUGCAAAGCAAAGUGCUAGAAAGAAAUCACUAGAUGUGCUCAAAAAGAGGCUUAAGGAUUUCAACUGAAUGAUUUCAUUGCAGGUAGUAGGGCAUAUUUGAAGUGUUUCGUCUUGUUAUGGAUGUUUAACUUCAGGUUGAUGUACUAGUUUUUCUAUAUUGUUCGACAAGAUUGUUUGGAAAUCUUGGAAAUGAAUUCAUUCUAGAAAUCGAAUUCCAUUCUUUCAAA